AUGGACGCCAGGCCAACUGCAGCCGACUCAAAACAUCAUUACCACCCACCACUCUGGAGCCGCUCGACAUCAAGUCCAGCAGUUCCACGACUGAGCAUCACUGCAGUGUCUGCCAAAGCCGAGCCCUCGCAUUCGCCGUUUCCUACACGCAUCGAUCUAGUUCCUAUACUGUUCCCACAGCAGUCCUCCCUGUACCAGGCUCAGCUCCUCCAGUACAACAAGCUCAUUGCGCCGGGACGAGGACGCGGUGGGGUUUUGCAAACUACUCCAUUGCCGCCGCUGUUGACAACCCCGAACGUCCACACUGGACUGCGAUCCCGCUCGUCGCCAAAGGUGUCGAACAAGGACUCUUCACGUGCUAAGCCUGGCACUCAGAAUUGCCAUGGGAAUAGAGGCACUCAGAACACCAACAAAGCCGAUCGUGCGCUUAUAACAGGAGCUGGAAAGGAACCCGCCUCCUCUUCUAAGAUGCCGCCCAAGAUGCCGAUUUCGAAGAAGACAGCAAUGGACCUCCCGCAUCCGUUGCCCUCGAGACCAGCGGCAGUCACGAUGUCACCUGCAAAUCUCACGGCAAUUCCUCCCCAAACCCAUUCGAAUUCUGUCCCUUCAACGCCACACCAACGCGCCAGGAAAUUCUCUUUUGAAUCGAGAGAGCCUUCGCCGAACGCGAACCAAAGCCACUCACCCCGGUCCGCAUAUUCCGAGACAAACAGCAACCUGCCGUCUUUGAGGCCACUCCCACCUAGGAAUGGCGGUUGCCAAUUUGAGACGGUGCCCGAGCGGUCGCGCCGCAGGAUGCCGUACAGUUUGGGAAGCGACCGACUGGAGAAGUUAGAUCUGACCAAGAUAAAGAGCAAGCUGUCAGAUGACGACGAGAGGAACCUCACUGCAGACAUGCGCGAGCUGUAUGAUCGACUGAAGCCCACCAAUGCGGUUGAAGCGAAUCGCCAGAGGCUAGUCCAAAAGCUUGAGAAACUCCUGAACGAUACUUGGCCGGGUCAUGACAUAUGUGUUCACUUAUUUGGGUCGUCGGGAAACCUACUCUGCUCAGACGACUCGGAUGUUGAUAUAUGUAUCACAACUCCAUGGAAGGAACUUGAGGGCGUCUGCAUGCUCGCAGACCUCUUAGCCAAGCAUGGCAUGGAGAAGGUUGUAUGCGUCUCAUCCGCGAAAGUUCCCAUUGUCAAGAUAUGGGAUCCUGAGCUGGGCUUGGCAUGCGACAUGAAUGUCAACAACACCCUGGCGUUGGAGAAUACGCGUAUGAUACGGACAUAUGUGGAGAUUGAUGAGAGAGUAAGGCCGUUGGCAAUGAUCAUCAAAUACUGGACUCGGAGGCGAAUUGUCAAUGACGCGGCCUUCGGCGGUACUUUGAGCUCGUACACGUGGAUCUGCAUGAUCAUCGCAUUUCUUCAGCUACGACAGCCCCCAAUUGUGCCAGCUCUGCACCAACGACCUCAUCAAAAGACGACCAAGAAGGACGAAGGUAUCACUGCUUUUGCUGAUGACAUAACCAAACUAAGGGGAUUUGGCGAGAAGAACACGUCUACACUGGGAGAAUUGCUUUUCCAGUUCUUCCGCUUCUACGCACAUGAGUUUGACUAUGCCGAGGCCGCUUUGUCUAUCCGUUUAGGCAAGCUCAUGAAGAAGACGGAGAGGAGGCAUUGGCACCUGGCUAUUAACAACCAGCUCUGUGUUGAGGAGCCAUUCAACACGAUGCGAAAUCUUGGAAACACAGUUGACGACACGUCUUUCCGGGGCAUUCACCUGGAAUUACGCCGUGCAUUCGAGCUCAUAUCGGAAGGCAAACUUGCAGACUGCUGUGAGCAAUACGUGUUUCCCAAGGAGGAAGAAAGGAUAUGGCAGAAACCAGCACAAGCACCUCGACCAGCCCUGAUACGAAGCGCGUCGCAGCAACACAAUCGUGGCGGUCGAGGUGCCAAUCUUAGGGGAGGCAACCGGCAGCAGGGCCAGUAUCGAAACAGCAAUCACGGCAACAACCGGAGAGCAUCAUCUAGUACGAACUAUGAGCCUAACCCAAGCUCAAACAACGCCAUGUAUUUCCAGGGAUACCCAUUCAUGACAUCGCAGGAUGGUAUUUACAUGCAGCCGGAAGUGGUGGCACAGACACUAUCUGCGCUACAGCUUCAAGAGAACAACCUAAGGUUUUUGCAGUACACGCAAAAUCAAGCUCUCGCGCAACAACAAGCUCUCGCGCAUGCGCAGAGGAUGCAGGGGACCGCUUCUCAAGCGCACUCGUCAACCGAGCGCUCUAGGACAAACUCGUUCGACAACCCGCCUCUGACGGCACCUCUCCGGCCAGAUAUGUUCUACUACCCAUUGCAGUAUCACCAGAACCAGGCAUAUUAUACUCAUCCUGGGCUUACCACGUAUCCCUCGUCGCCGUCAAGCCAACAAGCUGCGGAUCAACGUCGCAGUUCCCAUCGGUCUACAACCAUCAGCGACGUCAGCGCUGUGCUGUCUGGAAGUUCCUUGAGGUCUCAGUCGCAACCUGCUUCUCGGCCCAUCCCGGUAAUGCAACCUAAUGGCACUUUCUCCGAAGCGGACCAUCGAAUAAACGGCGUGGCAAACAUCCCUGCGCGGCAUGUCAAUGGCAUCCCAAUCCCCAGUUUCAUUCCUGAUGAAGGCAACGACAGUGAGCAUGAGCCAACCGCGACGCACACACCACCAUCGGAGGAGAGGUAUCCUGGCUCUUAUCUGGAUGCGUACAGCCCCGGACGACGUGCUCGCGCAGCGGUGAACGGACUACCUGCUUUUGGGGACAUAGGGCCACAAGGUUCAGGUCAGGGCAGACGUCGCCUAUCUUCGGAUCAGUUUCCCCAGUCGGUGCUUGAUAGAAUCAAACGGACAUCACGCUCUCCGUCUCCCUUGGGUCACAACAGGGCUUACUCGGUAGGCACCAAUUCGGCACCCCUGGCAUCAGCUCCCUUCCCUCCCGCGGGGGAUCGGCCGGUGCAGGACAUGAAGCCCCUUGUCGUGAAUGGAUCAGUCUCCAAGCCCUCCAAUGCAAGCUCGGCCCGUCAUUCCUUGGCAAGCGAAGAAUCGGCAACAGAGGAAUUAGUUUACGACAACCCGCUUCGUAUCAGCCAGCGACCGAAUGCCUACGGUUCUCGAGUCGAUGCCCUGCCAACCUACUCCCCUGCGCCCGCGCAGCCGGAGUACAACAUGAGCCCCGACCGGCCAUUGGUCGUGAACGGUACCACAAGCACUCAUGCCCAUGCGCCAUCUCAACCUGGCCCCCAAUUCACGAAUGACGUUAUUACCAUGACCCCCAAUGGGAAUCUCAGCGUCUCACAUUUCUCACCGUUGACUCCUGAAUCUGCCGCACAAUUUUCACCGGCCAUGUUCUCAGGAUUCAUUGCACGUCAAUCGCAAAGCCCGCUGAUCGCUCAACUCGACCUUGCCAUGGGUGAUCGGGUGCAAACCAAUGAUCUGCAACACCUGUCACCUGUAUAUGAGACACGAACACCUUCACCAACUGCGACACGAAAAUUUGAGCUGCCCAUGAAUCAAAAUCGGAUGCAACCCAACGUGCCUGGACAAGGUAAAGAUGCGAAGGAGAGUUCUCCGAAGACAAAACAAAAGUCACCGGUGGAUACACCUUCUCCCAGGAAUGAAGCCGCAUCUCUACCUCUCAGCAAUCCACGACUCAACGGACUUAGUCGAGAAAAUGGCCACGUCAAGGGCACGAAGAACGAGAGCGAACAUGCUAGUGGGUGGCAGAAGAUACCCAAAGGUCGAAAGAAAGGGCCAGACGGGAAAGGGAAGAAUGAUGCGUAUUCGCAAGGCGAGUCGAUGCCAAAGAACGACCUCGAGAGGAAAGGAGGUUAG
Molecule: messenger RNA, 3849 nt
Organism: Pseudomassariella vexata
Lineage: Eukaryota; Fungi; Ascomycota; Sordariomycetes; Amphisphaeriales; Pseudomassariaceae
Exons: 4
Coding region: 1-3849 (1282 amino acids)
Biological process (GO): RNA 3'-end processing
Molecular function (GO): nucleotidyltransferase activity
Source: RefSeq, a predicted model, not a curated record